UCAAUGUGUCUCCCGACACGCGCGUAUUAUUAUUAUCGCGACGAUGCGCCUGCCAGCCGCGGACUACCAGGCGCCUGCGUGGUACCCAUGUCCCAUAGAAUAAUAACAAUAAUAAUAACUCGACGACGACAACGACGAUGUGUGUAUUCGUGGAACUCGAAAAGGAUUGUAAAAAAUAUAAUAUGUCAAAAAACGACGAUUUGGAAUACGGCCACGGGCAAAACAAAUAUUUGGCGGAAACUCACGGAGUGCCACCGCCGCCGCAGCCGGUCCCCACUGCGCGCUCUGACCGGCUGAUCAAACACGGCCCGCACACUGUAGACACUAGACACACGUUUAUGAUGCUCCUCAUCUGCGUCUGCUCUCGUUUUUCGUAUUCGCCACUGCAGGUGCAAUCGAUAAUAAAUCAUCGGUACGUUUCGCCGUAUAUUCGAGAACGCGUAAAAAAUUUUAAAAUCCGACAACCGAAGGCGUGUUGAGCGAGAUUUUUAGAAUCGGCCGAUCGACGCUAAACAGCGCCGUCCGAGGUAGGCGACCAAUCGUACACGUCGGCGCUCAACUUCCGACCCGGGUACCGUUCGGGCGCCGUUUUAUUUCGUGGUCAUUGUCUCGUUGUUCCGGAAUUGUUUGACCCUAGGUCUAGCUGCACGAUGCACCUCACAACUACGGUCUUCGCCGCGUGCAUGUGCAUUAUCGCUACACUGGGGCACGUCCAGCCGGCAGCGAUUACUAGAGACGUGAACGAAACGGAAAUGUUUUACUACGAAAUUCGCCCGGAACUUUUUAACUGGACGAACGGAGCAGAUACCAAGUUCGUGUUCACGCCGUCCUUACAAAAUUACCCAGACUUGCUACACUGGAUACAUUACAAAUUCAACAGUAAAAAUAGACACGGAUACUUGUAUGGAACGCCGCCUGCCGGUUCGGUGGACCGACAAAUCCUAUUAGAUAUUAUUGGAUUAAACAAAAAAACAUACCAGAUUGAGACACAAGUUAUUCAAUUAAACAUUUUUGAAAGAUCUGAAUAUGCAACAAAUGAAGUAAGAUUUAAAAUUAAUAACUUGAAUGUGGAAGAUAUGUUUCAUGAAGAACGCAUACCAUACUUGCUGGAUAUAUUCAGACAAAAUUUAUGGUUGGGUAGUAAACAGGAUUUGUAUGUAACAUUUCUAGCAUCUGCUAGUGAUCUAGGACAACGAUUACCGUUAGACCCAAAUGAUACAGAGGGUGUUAUUGUCAAUUUAGGAAGCACAUCAAAUUUUUCAACAAUAUUAAAUGAUCUCGAGAAAGAAAUUAGUCCAUUGCAAAAAAUGAAUAAAUGUCCAAAGGAUUUUAAAAGAACAACUGUUGAACGAUAUUUUCGAGCAAAUGGUUUCAAUUUGGACUGGUGCAGUUUCAAACUUGUGGAGUUGACUAUCAUAAACCAGAAUCACACUAUGGAUAUUAAAGACAAAAUAUCUAGCACUAAACAUGUGGAAGAAAAUGUUUGGGAAUUAAUGGAAUCUCUUCAAUACAGUCAGUCCAUGUAUACAGAUACUUCAAAAUUAACCAUUACAUUAUUUAUUUUUAUAAUUCUUGUAAUUGGGAUUAUCUUUAGCAUUGGUGUAUUUAGAUGGUAUAAAAAAAAAAAAUUAUUUUUUUGAAAAAAAUAAACAAAAAAUAAAUUAAAUUUAAAUUAUUUAAAUUGUUUUAUUUUUAAAGACAUAAACUCUUAAAUAUAUGUAACACAAUUGAUUGUUAUGUUUGACACUUUCUCAGUAUGUCAAUUGUAAAUGGAUUUUAAACAUUGUCCAGAUUACAAAGAUUAAUUAUUAGACUAAAUAAAACAUUAAAAGUUUUUAAAACUUGAAUUUUCAAUGUUUUUACAAAUUAAUUGAACUUAACCCACAUAAUAUUAUUUAAGGUAGUUUAUUGUUUGUUUCCUAAUUCUUUACAAUAAAAAUAAGCAAGUUGUUCUAAAUACAUGAACAUACUUAUGUAAGUUAAGAACAAUAUAAUUUCAAAAACUAAUUAAUCAAACUAAAUAUUAAAUUUGAAACAAUAGUGCUUAAAUUUUUCAAGGAAAGGUUAACAUCAAAAACGCUUUGAUAAAACUUUCUAUACAAUUUUAACUAGUAAAUAUAUAAAUAUUAAAGCACAAAAAAAAAGAAUAAAAUAAAGAGAAAAUGGAAGUUAAAAUUAUCGUUAUACCAUUUACAAAAUAGAUUUUCAUUUGUUUAAAGAUUUAAAAUAAGAAUGAAAUAGUUUUUUUUUUUUUUU
This is a messenger RNA of Myzus persicae (green peach aphid), 2256 nucleotides long. RefSeq names its product epsilon-sarcoglycan (gene Scgalpha). The coding region runs from base 651 to 1640 and encodes 329 amino acids. Gene Ontology annotation, cellular component: sarcoglycan complex. Lineage: Eukaryota; Metazoa; Arthropoda; Insecta; Hemiptera; Aphididae. The record is from RefSeq and is a predicted model, not a curated record. The transcript has 6 exons.